CCACUCCAUUACCACAGUGCCAUUACCUGAGCUGAGACACCUGUCUGUGCUUUGAUCUGUAAUCGUUCCGUACUGAACUGCAUCGGACAGGAACCGUUACUCUGCAUGCUCAGAACCGCUCGGCCCGAUGGGAAAGCAGCUGAUGUGAUUUGUGUGUUUGUGUCAGAGUCUGGAGGAGACAUGGACGUGGUUGUGACGUCAGAUAAGGAGGUGAAGGUGGCCGCGGUGCGGGACGCGUUUCAGGAGGUGUUUGGUUUGGCCAUGGUGACAGGAGAGGCCGAUCAGUCCAACAUCGCCCCGCAGCCGCUGGGAUACGCCGCAGGGGUCAAGGGAGCUCAGGAGCGCAUUGACAGUCUGCGGCGUGCCGCUGUCAAAGUGUGCAUAUGA
Sinocyclocheilus anshuiensis is the source of this 387-nucleotide messenger RNA. Its product is annotated as protein PRRC1-like. Gene Ontology annotation, cellular component: cytoplasm. Lineage: Eukaryota; Metazoa; Chordata; Actinopteri; Cypriniformes; Cyprinidae. The transcript has 2 exons. The coding region runs from base 106 to 387 and encodes 93 amino acids. Gene Ontology annotation, molecular function: protein kinase A regulatory subunit binding. The record is from RefSeq and is a predicted model, not a curated record. Gene Ontology annotation, biological process: activation of protein kinase A activity.